GACCGUUUUGCGGAACUACACCUCCGGGAUCCUCUCCGACCAGACGAAAGUCAAGAAGGCCAUUGGUACCCUGGGUGGGCACCACUCGGCCUCGACUCUCCCGACAAGAGCAAUGGCACAGAUGAAAAACAAGUUACAGUGGUGGUGUUGGGACUGCAGGCAGUAUGUGAAAGGCAGUGCCAAUUUCUGCCCCGGUUGUGGACAGGACCGGAGCUAUGCGACCUACACCCCACCUCAACGCGAAGCACCUUGGAGGACGGAUGGCUGGGACACCGGAUGGCGUACCUCAGCCUCCCCGCGCCGCAGGACAGACCAGUCACCUCGGCGCAGACAAGGCCCCAAGGGAGCUGGCAGAACAGGUGCCAAGGGCACCAAAGGCCCGAAGGGCAAGGGCCAGACAGCGAGCCAAGACGAAGCACCUGGCAAAGGAGCAACCGGUGGGGCGGAGUCCCUGUUGGCAGCUCUACCACGUGCCCCGCAGGCUUUGGCCAUCAACAUGCCCCAGGGAGCCUCGUCCGAUGCGGAUCGGGCGCCAGCCUACGGCGAGCUCAUGGCGGCACUGGCCGCAGCGAAGGACGAGCUACCGGCUGGCCUACAGAGCAUUGUGCAGCAGCACAUGGUCGAGGAUGUCCGAUUGGAGUCCAAGGGACUCCACCGCUUAGUCAACCAGCAGAGCCAGGCCAAGAAGGAACUGCAAGGGGUGAAGCAUGCCCGCGAGGCCUUCCUCUCGGAGUGGACGACCUAUCUUGGAUCAUUGGCCGAUCUGCUGGACAAGCAGAUGGAAGCAAAAGCAGCCAAUAUGGCCAAGCUCGACGAGGCGGAGGCGAAGUGGACACAACAGCUGGCCACGGCAUCUGCGGCCCUUUCGCAGCAGGCCAACUGCAAAGUCGAGGUCGAGACCAUCGACGUGGAGACCAUGGAGGACAUCACGAACGAGGAUGCUGCCUUGGAGGCGGCUCGCUCGGUGGCUGCGGACAGAGCGGCACAGGGCGAGGACGCGCUCACCUCAGCGCUACGUGCUGCCAAAACGGCAGCGGAACAAGAACUUGGCAGCCACCGCGAAAGAACGCCGAGACGGAAGAAAGCUGGACAAGACGAGGACCCAGCCGGCCCCACGCCGAGCCGAAAGGGACCCGCGGGGCGAAUCCACGAGCUUGGGCAGACAUCUGUCCACCUCGUGGGCGAUUUUGUGUCGCCGCAUUUUGCUGCAGUACUUGGACUUUGCCUGGAGGCUGAGGUUCGCAUGGACGCACAGGGGUGCCUCCUCGACGUACCGGUCUUUUCUGGCCAUGACCCACGCCACCUGUGGGAGCAAGACGAGAAUUCUAUCUGGGGUGGACCGCCAGAUGUCUACGCCGAUCACGAUCCAGUUGCCGAGAGCUCUACAUACGGUAUUGAGCGUGUGGCCCGAACCUUCCAUUCUCUUGACGUGCGCCUCGGCCCGUCAAUUGAGAAAGAUGUGGCUCGGGCCCAUGCGUGUGAGAGCUCGGUGAACUUUUCAUUUAUGAGCCCCCAGAACGACGAUGAUAUUCUGGGGCCGCCGAACGAGCCGGGCCCACACAAGGCGGACAGCUCUUCUCCCACCAAGGAGCCAUCCUCCCAGUCACAGCGUGUGCGUCCUGAUGACCGCACCGCCACUGUCCAAGAGCCACCUGGCCGAGAUGAGAUAGGAGCUCUACAGUGCACAGCUCCCUCAACCGCCUAUCUACAGCGUGUGCGUCCUGUCGACUGCACCGCAACUGUCCACGAGACCAUGCAAACCAUGCAAACUGCGAGCCCAUCCAGCCUCGCCCACAAAGAGCCUCCUCCCCAGUCGCAGCGUGUGCAUCCUGACGAUCGCACCGCAACCGUCCAAGACCCACCUGGCCGAGACGAUAUCGGAGCUCCACAGCAUAACCAGGUAAUGCUGCCUGGUCAAGGUCGCGGACUCCCAUCGCUGCGCCUGCAGAUAGUUGCGAACAUCCCCGUGUCCCCUGCGGAGCUGGACAGGCCCGAGGUUAGGGCGCAGGCCAUCUCGAGCUUCCACUGGGCCACGGGCUUCCGCUCCAUGGGCGCGGUAACGGGGAAUGAAGGCCAAUAUGACCGCUAUGUCAUUUUUGAUGUAGAGUCACACGUUCAAAUACGUAGACUCCCCAGAGGAUGGUCCAUUGACCAACUGCUUGCGGACCUGAUCGGCAUCUUCCCGCGCCUGCGAAGCGUGCACUUUUUGCAACGCAAACUUUCGCAUCUCCCGAGUGUACAAGUCUCCGUCUCCACCCGAGACUUUGCGGCGGACGGCUUCACCUUGCCGCUGGACUUCCGACCGCUCCAGGGCAGAAUUUGCUCGUUGCAAGUAACCGCAGGACUCGAGCCUUGCCACCCCAGAUGA
Symbiodinium sp. CCMP2456 is the source of this 2368-nucleotide messenger RNA. NCBI's taxonomy places the organism in Eukaryota, Dinophyceae, Suessiales, Symbiodiniaceae. The record is from the annotation of a GenBank genome assembly.